Messenger RNA from Echinops telfairi (small Madagascar hedgehog), 2387 nucleotides. RefSeq names its product Rho GTPase activating protein 28 (gene ARHGAP28). Gene Ontology annotation, cellular component: cytoplasm. The record is from RefSeq and is a predicted model, not a curated record. NCBI's taxonomy places the organism in Eukaryota, Metazoa, Chordata, Mammalia, Afrosoricida, Tenrecidae. The annotation marks the transcript as partial. Gene Ontology annotation, biological process: negative regulation of stress fiber assembly; regulation of actin filament polymerization; regulation of small GTPase mediated signal transduction. Gene Ontology annotation, molecular function: GTPase activator activity. The transcript is spliced from 19 exons.
ACUGCCUUUCACUCGCGCUCCUCCGGCGCGCAGCCGCCCGGCGCCGCGGGACCCCAGGGCCGCAGAAAACCCAUUCCUUGCUGCCAAAGAUUUAACAGAAUGCUCUCCAAUGAAUCCUUACACCCGCCUGCAUAUACCCGCUCCGACUCACAAGCCUCCAUAGACAGCACCUCCAUGGAGGGUUUCUGGCGUGAAAUAGAGAGUAUUAAAGAGAGCUGCAUGGACAACAGAGGACACGAGGAGCGAACACCCAUGGAGGUCAAGCCCUUGGAUGAAGGAGAACUUGAAGCCGAAUGGUUGCAAGAUGUGGGUUUGUCAACUCUGAUCUCUGGUGCUGAAGAAGAGGAUGGGAAGGCCUUGCUUUCGACGUUAACUCGAACUCAAGCAGCCGCAGUGAAAAAGAGAUACAACACCUAUACUCAGACCCUGAGAAAAAAGAACAAGCAGUCGAUCAGGGACGUCAGGGACAUCUUUGGGCUCAGUGACUCACGUUCAGAUGGUACCUGUGGCAACCAUGCUACUCAUUUGGAUGGUACAGAAGAAGAAAAAGAGAUGCCAACUGUUGUCGAAACAAGCACUCCCAUGCCAGAUGAUACAUCUGUCAACGGCAUUGCCCUGUCCGACGGGUCCCAGGAUGAAGAGGGGAGCUUGGCAGAACCCCAGGGUGGCUCCAUGGCUAGAUUUGAGACUAUUCCAGACCUAUCGGUUCAUGCCAAUGGCUCAGCAGACCCUGGAGAGAAGCCAGCUCAAACUGCAAUACAGGGUGCUCAUGAUGUGGAAAAGGACAUUCCACCAGAAGCUGAAGAACUGUCCUUUGAAGUUUCUUAUUCAGAAAUGAUUACAGAGGCUCCACGGAGACAUACAUGCAAGAAAGCAGUGAUGAAAAAAGAAGACUUUGCUUUAGCUAAAUUCAUUGUUAAGAAAACCAGGUUUGGCUUAACAGAAGCAGGAGAUCUGUCUGCUGAAGACAUGAAGAAAAUCCGCCAUCUCUCUCUGAUUGAAUUGACUGCCUUUUUUGAUGCCUUGGGAAUCCCACUGAAAAGAAACAAAACAGAGCGAGUGAAAGGGCGAGACAGUGGCAUUUUUGGAGUUCCACUUACCGUCCUACUGGAUAACGAUCGAAAAAAGGACGCCGGCGUGAAAGUUCCCCUCGUCUUACAAAAAUUCUUUGAAAAAGUUGAGGAAUCGGGACUGGAAUCUGAAGGAAUUUUUCGACUUUCUGGAUGUACCGCCAAAGUCAAGCAGUACCGUGAAGACCUGGAUACCAAGUUUAAUGCUGAUAAAUUUAAAUGGGAUAAAAUGUGCCACAGAGAAGCUGCAGUGAUGUUGAAAGCAUUUUUCAGAGAACUACCCACCUCUCUCUUCCCUGUGGAGUAUAUACCUGCCUUCAUCACUCUAAUGGAAAGAGGGCCGCACAUCAGAGUACAGUUCCAGGCGGUACACCUCAUGAUCAUGGCGCUGCCUGAUGCCAACAGAGACACAGCCCAGGCCCUCAUGACAUUCUUCAAUAAAGUAAUUGCCAAUGAAUCCAAAAACCGAAUGAGUAUGUGGAAUAUUUCUACUAUUAUGGCACCGAACCUUUUCUUCAGUAGAAGCAAACACUCUGAUUAUGAAGAAUUACUGUUAGCAAACACCGCUGCCCACAUCAUUCGCCUAAUGCUUAAGUACCAGAAAAUUUUGUGGAAGGUUCCCUCUUUCUUAAUCACUCAAGUACGCAGAAUGAAUGAAGCCACCAUGCUGUUAAAGAAGCAACUCCCGGGUGUGAAAAAGCUGCUAAGGAGGAAGACCAUAGAACGAGAGGUCACAAGCCCUAAGACUUCAAAAAUGCUACAGAAAUCACCUUCUUCAAGAAGAGUGCUUGUUUCUCACCGGCAGUCUGAUGUGCCCGAGGGAGUGAUCCGGGUCCAUGCUCCGCUGCUCUCGAAGGUUUCCAUGGCUAUUCAACUCAAGAGUCAGACCAAAGCCAAAGACAUAUUGGCAAAAUUCCAAUAUGAGAACAGUCAUGGUUCAUCUGAGUGCAUUAAGAUCCAAAACCAAAGGUUAUAUGAAAUUGGAGGAAAUAUAGGGCAGCAUUGCUUGGAUCCAGAUGCUUACAUAUUGGAUGUAUAUCAUGUAAAUCCUCAUGCUGAGUGGGUGAUUAAACCCCAGGCGCUUCUCAACUGCUUCCCAGAUCUUGUAUGUGACUGAAGACUAACAUGAGAUAACAUGGUCUCUUCUUUCAAGCAUAUUUGAACUGGUUUUCACAAAUGUAUUACUUUCCUGAAAAAAAAAACAUAGGCUUGUGUAAUUUUUAUUUGAUAACAAGCAUUUUGUAAUUUCUUUUCCAUAAAUAUGUGACCUAAUAAAAAUAAUAUAGAACGGGUGAAAACGUUUCAAGCAUUUUCCGU